Molecule: messenger RNA, 867 nt
Organism: Helobdella robusta
Lineage: Eukaryota; Metazoa; Annelida; Clitellata; Rhynchobdellida; Glossiphoniidae
Exons: 7
Coding region: 1-867 (288 amino acids)
Cellular component (GO): Golgi apparatus
Molecular function (GO): protein binding
Source: RefSeq, a predicted model, not a curated record
AUGACAACGGAAACAGGAAACAGUUCAACAAGCAACGGCAACGACAGCCUCGCCCUCACAUCCAUCAUCAACAUCAUCACCUCUCUUCUUUCAGUCAACAUCAUUACUAGCACCAGCAUCUUCUUCGUCAUCACCAUCAUCAUCAUCAUCAACGCUCUCGCCAAUGAUGACGCCCCCAACAAGGGCGCCCCUUUUGAAAGUUUAUCUGCCCGAGUUGAGGACAAGAGCCUUCAAUUGCAGCUGAUUAGAUUGGAACACUUGUGCCUCCAAUACCUCCAGAACUCCAUCAACAUCCAAAACGUCUUAACCGCCCUUCGAAACGCAGACGACCUUGGCCUCAGCUACAUCAAGGACUACUGCCUGCACUAUAUAAUAAAGGACCCAUUGUACAGCAGCAUCGUAGUUAGCAAGGACUUCGAGACGGUCAGUAAGACACUUAUCAUCGAAAUCGUCAGACUGAGGCAGAACCACAACAAACUCAGUGCUGAUAUGAUCUCUAGGGCCUUCGAUGUGCAUCAUUCCAACACUUUGGAGUCUGACAUGAAAAAAUUCUUAACGGAAGACGACCUAUUCAGCGAUAUAACUCUCGAACUCAACGACUUCAAGUUCAGAGGUCAUAGGUCAAUAUUGGCUGCAAGGUCGAGUUUCUUUGAAGCCCACCUCAGGUCCUUUCCACCUUCGGAUGGCGUUAUUAAGAUUCCGAUAGAGGUCAUGAUUCCCCAAUCACUGACGAGCCUACUGAAGUACAUUUACUACGGAGAUACCAACAUGUCGCCCGACCACUCACUCUACCUUUUCUCAGCUUCCUCCUUCUUUGGCUUCACUAAUAAUAGACUGCAAACUCACACUCGAUAUUUCGUCUGUUGA